Klebsormidium nitens is the source of this 1127-nucleotide messenger RNA. The record is from the annotation of a GenBank genome assembly. Lineage: Eukaryota; Viridiplantae; Streptophyta; Klebsormidiophyceae; Klebsormidiales; Klebsormidiaceae.
AUGCCAUUUUUCUCGCAGCUGCAGGCUGCAAGCAAAGGCUUAGAGAGCAAAGGUGGUGGGGCUCUAAAUGGCAAGGAUCAUCAGUGGAGCUUGGGGGACAGGUUGGCAGGGAUUGCAAAGAUGCAGAAGAAGCUCAAGAUGGCUCCGCGACGAGCUAGGGUCGUCGAUGAUGAGACGUCUUCAAAAGAUGAUCCUCCCAGCAAACGGACAAGGUCUCAUAAUCCAGCUCCCUCAUAUGCCAGGUCAACCAAUGGAGGGGAUGCCGAUCCAACAAGAAACGAGGAGAAUAUGGAUCCGAGAAGAGCGGCAGCGAGCAAUGAUAUUACUGCGCAGAUACGCAACAUGCAGGCACCGCUGUCCCCAAGAAAUGCCAAUGCACAAGGUCAAGCCGCUCGUAAAAAGAAGACCGCAGGAGUUCCAAUGACAGAAGCAAUGGGGGUUGCAAGUCGUGCAGAUCAGGAUCAAACACUCAAUGCGACUCAGAUGGUCAAAUUUGAGAGGGCAAAGGCAAAGGUCAAGGAGUGCAAGGCCAAAAUUGGGACCCUAGAGAAGGAAAACAAGGAUCUGCGCGUCGUGAACUUGUCCCUGGAAAAGAGCUUGGCGGCCAUGAGAGAUCGGUAUGAGCUGCCGGACUACCUGAAACCAGAGCACCUAAAGAAGAUUGCCAAGCGCGUCAUCUCCGCAUUUCUGCGUGGCGACCAGUUCUACAGUGACCUGUAUCCAACCAUGGACAACGUAUACAAGGUCUUCCUCGCCGAGCAGGACCUGGCCCACAGCAGUGACCGCAGGAGGUUCAAGGACUACUGGGACAGCAAGUACGGGCAAAAAGUGAUGACUAAGCUUGGGGACCGGCGCUCCAAGUUGGGGGGCAGGUUUCGUAAGCUGCUUGGCGAGGAGGUCAAGUGCGUGCCCAUGCCUCAGUUUCCAGACGACGAGGAGGAAGCAGCGGCGAGACAAGCCAUUCGGGACAAGUUUGCUUCAGAUAAGAUUUGGAUCGCGGGGCCCAAUGCAUUCCAGAAUACGGAAAACGGGGAGAUUGCGUACGAGGAGAGCGAGGGGGACGAGCCGGAACCUCUGAAAGGACGUGUUUUUCGGGUUGCAUAUGCCGGCACGAUUGAAGCGGCGCU